UGUUGUAAUGUGCGGCGGAAAACGCGCGAACCGUCAAAAAUAAUAUUUUUUACAGCUGUGUAUCUUCUUUUAAAGGUAAAAAUGGAAUCAACAGAUCUUGACAUGGGUGAAAUUUUUGAUGAUGAUGAUAUAGAUGAAGAUGUCGGAGCAUCGAGGGUUCUGCCUGACCUUCCCGAGGCAACCCAAACUCAAGAAAAUGAUGAAGAAGAGAAUGCAGAAGUGUUGGCAAGGUUGAAAGAUCUGUCUAAAGGUGCAGCUAAGAAGGUUGUGAGGAAACCUCAGCCAAAGUUAGACCCAACAAGGCUGACUGGAGAUAGGGGAAUACCCAUUUUACCAAAUUUGUUUAAAAAUGUUAAAUUCAAAGGAAAAGGAUAUGAAUCACAUGAUCUUGCAUUGUUGAUGCGUCAGAUGGAGCAUUGGGCACAUCGUUUAUUUCCUAAGAUGCCAUUUGAUGAGGUGAUAGAGCGGGUAGAGAAGCUAGGCAGUAAAAAGGAGGUUCAGACAUGUAUUAAGAAAAUGCGUUUGGAUAUGCCGAUACUGGAUAAUGAUUUUGUUGGGUCGGACCAGGAGGAUGGUGUGAGACGUGGGGAGGAGCCGGAGGAGGAUGGUGUGAGACGUGGGGAGGAGCCUGAGAACAAUGUACAGGAAGAAGUAAGAGGAGAGGACAUGUGGGAUGAGUUACUGAGAGAAGAAGCUGAGUUGAGUGCCUCCCAGGUGGAGCCAGAACCCAGCUCUGGUGUACAGGCAACUGCUUCACAAAGAGAUGACAGAGCAUCUGUUACACCUGCUACUCCAGUACAGACAGGAAGACACACAACUGAUGGGAUCACCCCAGAACAGCUGGAGAGGAUAGAGAGGAACAAGCAGUUGGCAAUGGAGAGACGGCUGAAGAAAAUGGGUCACCUUACUCCAGGGUCCAAAGCAGUGCAUUCCCUAACACCAACAAAGACCAGAACACCUAGCAGUCCAACGCAAACAAAACCUAACCAGAACAAUGUUGAUGCCUCACAAGAUGAUAAUGAAGGUUUUAGUCAGAAGCUAGGGGCAAAUCUAGAAAAUAGCAGUGAAAAAGCUGGAUCUGCUUCUCAAAAUACCAGCAAAGAUACUAACAGUGAAAAAUUUACUGAUAUGGAUAGCGAGAUGUCAGAAGUUGUUGAGAAAGGUCCAAGUCAGAAUAUAACUGUGGCUGAAAAUCCCAAAGAAAAUGCACAACAUUGGCACACAGGGCCGGCUGGUCAGUCUGAUACUGGAAUUAAAUUUGGUUCUGAGUCAGAAACCAUGGACACUGAAACUGGUGAAACAGUUGGUAAAGGUAGUCAUUCUGAAGAAAUGUCUGAAGUCAUUGAAAAUCAGGAUGUUCAGAACUGUUUACAAACUGAAAGUGAAAGUACUGUAGACACUCAAAUGUCUGAAGUCAUUGAACCUUUAGGAAGUGAGAAAAUUAUCUUGAAGGAGAAGCCGAACAAUAUUGCAAGUGGAUACACAGAAAUUAAACAAAGUGAGAACAAAAACGUGGAAUUGCCAGAUAUAAAACAGAAUACAGAUGUUAAACAUGGUAAAGAAAAUGUGUUGAGUAACAAGGUAGAUAUGAAAGGUGAUCAUUGUAAUGCUGAGGUAGAUGUUGACGACUUUGAUGAUGAACUAACAGAAGAUCAGUUAAUGGAUACUUUAGAAAAUUAAGAAGAAGUUUUGUUAGUUUUAAAGUAUCAUACAAAUUAUUGUAUUUUUAUUAUUUUAAUAGUGUAAAAUGUACAAUGUCAUGCUUAUUAUACCCCCACCAAACAUGUUUGAGGGGGGUAUAUAGGAGUCAGUUUUGUCGCGUCCCGUCGCGUCCCGAAAUCUAUUAUCUCAGUUAUUACCAAAUGGAUUUGAUUCAAACUUAAAAUACAUGUUCCACCUUAUCACCCACAUCAUGUGACACAAGGUGCAUAACUCUUGACACCAAGUUUUCAUGAAUUAUGUCCCCUUUUACUUAGAAUUUAAGGUUAAUUUUGUUGUAUUUUCACUAUAUCUCAGUUAUUACUAAAUGGAUUUGAUUCAAACUUAAAAUAGAUGUUCCACCUCAUCACCCACAUCAUGUUACAUAAGGUGCAUAACUCUGACACCAUUUUUUUAUGAAUUAUGCCCCUUUUUACUUAGAAUUUAAGGUUGAUUUUGAUGUAUUUUCACUUUAUCUCAGUUGCUACUGAAUGGAUUUGAUUCAAACUUAAAAUAGAUGUUCCACCUCAUCACCCACAUCAUGUGCCCACAUCAUGUGACACAAGGUGCAUAACUCUGACACCAGGUUUUCAUGAAU
Messenger RNA from Mercenaria mercenaria, 2296 nucleotides. RefSeq lists its product as uncharacterized. Gene Ontology annotation, molecular function: DNA binding. Bases 82 to 1680 code for a protein of 532 amino acids. Gene Ontology annotation, biological process: replication fork arrest; DNA damage response; replication fork processing. Lineage: Eukaryota; Metazoa; Mollusca; Bivalvia; Venerida; Veneridae. The transcript has 8 exons. The record is from RefSeq and is a predicted model, not a curated record. Gene Ontology annotation, cellular component: replication fork protection complex; nucleus.